Dentiscutata erythropus is the source of this 603-nucleotide messenger RNA. The record is from the annotation of a GenBank genome assembly. Lineage: Eukaryota; Fungi; Glomeromycota; Glomeromycetes; Diversisporales; Gigasporaceae.
UGUAAAAAAUUAUCCAAACCAGUCGCGAAAAAGGAUAACGAUGGAAUCAAACCAGAUGGUGAUUUACCAACAGAGAUAAAUACCGGAAGUGAACGUAGAAACAAAUAUAUAAAAUUGAUUUACGAUGCAUUGCGUAAGACGAUUACGGAACCUGAUCCAAAUCUAAACGUGAGGCAGAAUAUUCUUGAUAUUGCUAUGCGAAUUGAAAAUAAAAUAUUUCAAAAUUCUGAUCAAAUGAUAAAUGAGGAUGAUUAUAAAAGAAAUUGUUAUUCAAAGUUAUGGAAUUUAAAGGAUAAAGAUAACCCUAAUUUCGUCAAAAAAGUUGCUUCUGGUGUGAUCUCACCGGAAGAUGUUGCAAACAUGACCAGCGAAGAAAUGGCAUCACCAGAAUUAAAAAGAAAGAAUGCAGCUGUACGACACCAAUGGUUCCAACAAACAAAAAGGCCACAAAUAGAUUUGAGACCUAUGAAGUUGGAUAGCGACGGUUCAUUAUGUGGUGCAUUUUCAGGAUCUGGUCCUACAAUUUGGGUACAACGUGAAGCUACCAACACUUUUACAAACGAUGACACUGAUAAUGAAUAUUACAAUAACGAUCGAUUUUAA